UUAUAGCAACCAUCCUACAAUCAAUUUCGAUUAUAGCCAAUUUUGGUUAAGCCCUUUUUAUAACUUACUUAACAGACAUUGUCAUUUGGAUAGUAACAAUUUGCAUAUUCUUUGCACUGCAAUAACACUAGAGCACAUGACACUCUAGCCGAAAUGUUGACUGCUUAAAUAUCAUUCGAUGACUCAUACUCCUACCCAUAUAUGUACGCACGCAAAUAUUAUUAUCAGCCUUUGUUUUGCUUUGCUGUGCCCGUAUUAAAUUUGACUAUAAAUUGCCUAUGUAAUUGCUUGCUAUUUCGCUCGCUCGCUCGCUUGGUCCUCGUUCGUUUCCUUCGCUUGUUUGCCUGUUCACUCGCUCGUUCAUAUUCGCUCAGGUGUUGUUAGCUUUCGAACCUGAGUCAUUCGACAAUAAACUGUAGUUGCUGCUAUCCUUUGUCUUCUGAUUUUACGCACCGUUAAGUUUAGAAUUAUAACGGUUAUCGAAGUAAACGGUUAACGAAUCGCGGCACUACAGAAUUGGAGGCCUCGCCGAACAAGCACGACGCAAUAGAAUUGGAUACCUCGCCGAACAAGCACGACGCAAUAGAAUUGGAUAUCUCGCUGAACGAGCACGACGCAAUAUAAUUGGUUGCCUCGCCAUACGAACACGACACUACAGAAUUGGAUGCCUCGACGAGCGAACACAAAACAAUUUUCGACGAGAUAAUUUCAUUUCGAAAAUUCAACGUACUCUGUUUCUAUUCGAAUUAUUAUCUGGAUUAUAAUCAUAAUUGUGGAUUUAUUAUAUCACAAUUUUAAUCGUACGUACAUUAUCCCAUUAUUGAACUUAACGAUAAUAUUCAUAAUAAAUAACGAUUAUUCACGAACAAUUGAUAUAUUGGUGCAAUUUAAUAAACCAGUGAUAAAUAAUGAGAACAGUUAUAUGGUUAUCACUUGUAGUGUUUACAUUGUAUUAUGUAGUCAAUAUAGAAGCUAAUCGAAAAGUUAUCUUCCGAGGUGCUCAGUCAUAUUCUGGCUACAGAGGGGAUCAAAACAUUCAAAGAAGACCAUCUACUUCUCGUCGUGCUGAUAUAAGCAAAGUUCAAUUGUAUGGUGAUCGAAGAAAUGAUCCAACUUAUCGUCAAGGAUUAGAAGAACUAGCUGGGUUGAUGUAAAAUGAAAGGUUCAAGACAAAAAAAUUUAUUCAUUAAACAAUACUUUAUAAUAUUUCAAGUUUACAUCCUAUAACAUAUUUUCUUAGUUAAUACAGUAAUUAUAUAUGCACAGUAUUGAAAAUCUUCUUAGAAGAUUUCCUUCAUAUAAAAAUCAUUACCUUUCAAUUCAUUGGUCUAAUGGUUAAGUACUGGCUGAAAGACAUGAAGAUCCAUUGAUCACUCCUAAAUGAUAUUGUCGGUGCGCACUUCUGAGGAGUUCCAUACCACAACGAAAUAACUGUCCAUUGCCUUAUAGGAGUAUGUCGAAUGAAAGGUAAAUCAGUGUCUCAUUUAUUCAUUUCAUUUAAGCCUGUUACUCCUCGUGGAGGAGCAUAGGCCGCUCACCAGCAUUCUCCAUCCAACCCUGUUCUGGGCAAUCCUUUCCAGUUUGUUCCACUUGUUAUUCAUCCUUUUCAUAUCUAAUUCUAUUUACCGGAGUAAUGUGUUCUUUGGUCUUCGUCUUUUCCACUCCCCUUCCGGAUUCCAAGUUAGGGAUUGCCUUGUAAUGUAUGUCCGAUCCCCUUCCAACGUCUUUUCCAAAUCACUGGCUAAUAUCAACAUAAAAUUAAACUAAUGCGAACCAAAUUUAAAUACAUUCUUAAUUAUUGACAGUAAAAAAGGAUACUGUUAUCAUUUAAUAUUCACCUUGUAACUAAAUUGGAGAUUAUUUUUCAACCAUUAAUAAGUUAAUAUCAAACUAUGCAGAAAAUUAUCAGUACAAAUUCAUAGAUUAUAACAGGUUAAUCUCGUGAGGCGGGAUCAUGGAUGUGCACUGCUGAAGAGUUCCACAAUAGGACGAAGCGGUCGUCCAAUGUUUCCAGGUUUUCCAUGGUGGUCUAGCUUCAAUUGACU
This is a messenger RNA of Schistosoma rodhaini, 2045 nucleotides long. The record is from the annotation of a GenBank genome assembly. NCBI's taxonomy places the organism in Eukaryota, Metazoa, Platyhelminthes, Trematoda, Strigeidida, Schistosomatidae.